UUGGACACAAUUCAUGGCACUCAAGCUCUUCAUGUUAUUGUUCUUCUUGAUGAAUUGCACUGCGAAUUCCGACAACAUCUUCAAAACCAGCGAAGAAAACUACCUCGAUUGGGUGAGACGCAUGAGCUGGCGCAACCAUUCUAUCGCGAUGGAGGCCAACCACAUCUCCCAUCCUUGCAAGAACAUUAAGGUUCACAAGAAUCCCAAGAAAGGAGACUUCACCACCAUCAAGAGCGCCAUUGCUUCUCUGCCUCUCUUCAAUCCAUGCCGAGUAGUUAUUUCGGUUGCUCCAGGGACCUAUAGGGAGAAGAUUGAAAUUCCUGUCACAUUGGCUUACCUCACAUUGGAAGGAGCCAGCGGUGGAAGGACCAUAAUCCGGUGGGACGACACGGCCGACCGCCUAGGCCCCACCGGGGAGCCUCUUGGAACUUACGGCUCUGCCACGUUCGCUGUCAAUGCGCCGCAUUUCGUUGCAAAGAACAUCAUAUUUAAGAACAAGGCGCGGCCUCCGCCGGCAGGGGCGGCGGGGAAGCAGGCGGUGGCGCUGCGGAUAUCGGCCGACAUGGCGGCAUUCAUAAACUGCAGAUUCGUAGGGGCGCAAGACACCCUCUACGACCACAAGGGGAGGCAUUAUUUCAAGAAAUGCUACAUCCAAGGCUCAGUCGACUUCAUCUUCGGAAACGGGCUGUCUCUCUACGAGAGCUGCCAUCUCCACGCCAAGACCGACACGUACGGCGCUCUAACCGCGCAGAAGAGGGAAAGCAUGCUCGAAGAAACGGGCUUCUCCUUUGUCAACUGCAAGGUCACCGGGUCAGGCGCCCUCUAUCUAGGCCGGGCAUGGGGCACGUUCUCCCGCGUCGUCUUCGCCUACACCUACAUGGAUAAGAUCAUCACCCCUAGAGGCUGGAAUGACUGGGGAGACAAACAAAGACAAAUGACGGUGUUCUAUGGGCAGUUCAAGUGUUCGGGGCCCGGGGCGGGUUUUGGGGGGAGGGUGAAGUGGGCGAGGGAGCUCACCAAGGAAGAGGCUCAACCGUUUAUAUCACUUAGUUUCAUUGAUGGGCAUGAGUGGCUCACUAGUUUGUUGUGAUCUAUUUUGAUUAUUGAGUGAUUUGAUUGUAAUUGUGUUCUUAAUUGAUAUUCUCUUCAACUUGUAACAUAUAUAGACACAUUUCUAUGAAAAGGGUAAU
Salvia hispanica is the source of this 1190-nucleotide messenger RNA. RefSeq names its product putative pectinesterase 53. NCBI's taxonomy places the organism in Eukaryota, Viridiplantae, Streptophyta, Magnoliopsida, Lamiales, Lamiaceae. The record is from RefSeq and is a predicted model, not a curated record. Gene Ontology annotation, molecular function: pectinesterase activity. Gene Ontology annotation, biological process: pectin catabolic process; cell wall modification.